Molecule: messenger RNA, 306 nt
Organism: Sclerotinia sclerotiorum 1980 UF-70
Lineage: Eukaryota; Fungi; Ascomycota; Leotiomycetes; Helotiales; Sclerotiniaceae
Exons: 1
Coding region: 1-306 (101 amino acids)
Source: RefSeq, a predicted model, not a curated record
AUGAGCACGCAACCCCCCAAACCCCAGCCCUUCAAACUAAUAUUUUUCGUCCCCCCCUCCCACCUCAGCACCUGCAAAACCGCCAUCUUCGCCACCGGAGCAGGACGCUACCCAGGUCCUGGAAACUACACCGAAUGCUGCUGGACGACGACGGGCACCGCCCAGUUCCGACCUGGCGAUACUGCAAAUCCGAAUAUUGGGAGUGUGGGGACCUUGGAGACGGUGGAAGAGGUUAGGUUUGAAACUUUGUGUGUUGGGGAGGAGAUUGUUAGAAGUGCUGUUGAGGCUUUGAAGAAGCAAGUUUGA